AUGGCAGAAGAAGAAGUCUCUGAGUGGAAUACAAGGUAUGGAAGCCACGCCCUUGACGAGCUUUUUUUAAGUCAGCCACAUCUCUUCUUUCUGCCUCAAGAACAACAGCUUAGGCUCAUGCCAAAGAAAAAUUCCAUCAUCAAUAGGUUAGUCUCAUCAAAGUUUGACUCCGGUCCGAGAAUCCAAGAUAUUGCAAACGCUCUGGCCAUGGUUGAACCCCUAACUCACCCAGUCCGACAAAUAUCUGAACCAAGGAUCCCAAUAUUGGGAAAGAGUACUUUGAGAAAGGUGGAUAGGUACACAUUAAAGGUGAAGAACAACUCUAAUGGAAUGAGUGAUGAUGGAUACAAAUGGAGAAAGUAUGGUCAGAAAUCCAUCAAAAAUAGUCCCAAUCCAAGAAGUUAUUACAAGUGCACAAACUCAAUAUGCAAUGCAAAGAAACAAGUGGAGAGAUCAAUUGAUGACCCUAACACAUAUAUCAUCACCUACGAGGGUUUCCAUUUGCAUUUCACCUAUCCUUUCUUCUUAUCCAAUAGCACACAUAGAUCCAAUAAAAAACCAAAAACACAUGAUGAUGCUCAAUAUAAAACCCAUUUUGAAAUCAAUCCAAAAUCUCUAACCCAAGAAAAAAACAAACAAACCAAACUAGUCGAACCCGACUACCAAAACUGUAUGGCAUAUGAAGCCGAUGGAACCACGCCCACAAACCUAGAAGAUGAAUUGUUUUUCCCACUUAUUCAGGGCAGGAAGCAACAAGGGCUUCUUGAAGAUGUGGUGGCUCCGGCAAUAAAAAAUAUUCUGACCAAUGAUAAUGUUUUGGCAGCUUCUUGGUCUUCGUUAUCGUCUUGUACUUCCUCAACAUGCUCUUUUUCUCGGACCGAUUCACCACCACUUUCUCCGUCUUUCUUUAAGUUGGACUCCCAGAUAUUCAACAUCAGAUUUAGUGAUGAAAGUGUUCAAUCGGAUCUUGUAAACUUCAAGCAUUUAUGA
Molecule: messenger RNA, 990 nt
Organism: Eruca vesicaria subsp. sativa (arugula)
Lineage: Eukaryota; Viridiplantae; Streptophyta; Magnoliopsida; Brassicales; Brassicaceae
Source: the annotation of a GenBank genome assembly